UAUUUUUGGUUCACCGUUAUGUUUGGCAUUUCUAGCAUUCAGUCCAUAACCGGCUGGCUAAAAACACUAGACUUUCAAGGCAGGGGCGUAUAUGAUAGCCAAAAUGACUAUGGGCCCACCACGAGCACAAUAAUUUUGUUCCUCUUUGUGAUUCUCUGCAGCGUGGUGAUCUCUGUGGUAUACCUUAUCUGCCUCAGAGCUUUCACAAAGCAGACGUUAUGGCUCACCUCCACCAUCAAGUAUGUCGCUACCUAACCCAAUCAUAACCCAACAACAAUAGCUGAGACCUAUCGCAUAUAUGUUUUAGUAUGUGUGUGGGCCUGGGUGGAGCUAUCUACUGCUUUGCAAUAGGUGGGAACCUUUCUGGGGCGGGCCACCUCGUCCUUGGAACUUUUUAUACGUGCUGUUUUUUGGGCUGGAAAACCCGCCUCCCUUAUUCGAUAACGAUGGUGGAGAAAACGAUGGAUAUUUCAAAGAAGUUUGGUCAUACCCUCAAAAUCUCAGCUACCGGUGGAGCCAUAGCUGUUGGGUUCACGAUGUGGUUUGCCACAACGUUAGUUGCCGUAUGCAUCAGUUAUACACCAGACCCCAGAAACCCAGCCUGUGAGAAUACUAACGGGCAAUCAUGUUCCAUGACUAAUCUCUUCUGGAGGCUAAAUCAUGCUAUGUUUGGUGGAUACUGGAUUUCGGAGGUGAUCAAAAACAGUAUCCAUGUUCUUGUUUCUAGUGGUAAGCUUUCAAAUUUUCUCUUUUCUUUUCAUAUAGCCCGGAGAGUUCCAGGCUGACUUCCCUCUAGUAUUUGGGUCAUGGUAGGUGAAAUAAAAGCAUCAGAGGUGUGACUCAAGUGGCAGUUCUGCCACUAACUUGAGCAGGUAUUUCCUCUCAUCUGAGAUGGGAGAGAUGCCAACGCAGUCCGCUCUUUUGGCUGGCAAGAGAGCGAUCUGGUACUCCUUUGGCUCCAUAGUUUACGGGUCAUUGGCUUCAUCAAUUGUCCAGCUCCUCCACCAAGCAUCUUCGAUUUGCAGAGAAAAUGAUCGUCCAGGGCGGUUUUCACGCAUCACCUGUGUUUUAGCAUGGCCUGGGAGCCGGCUCCUCCAAUCUUUUAACGUAAAGGCUUCUCCAUCACUUUCCAAUCUUGUAUCGGGGCCAAUGUUAUUGACUCUGAGUCGGAGAAGCACUACGGCUAUUCUCGCAUGGCUUUCGAAAGCCUAGAUUAUACCACGAGUGUAAAAAAUACCCUGAGGAUGCUAACAGAAAACGAGAUCGACACACUAAUCAAUAAUAACUUGGUAUGGCUCUUUCAUUCUUUUAAACAGGUCAAGAGACGGUUGGAUAAUUCCAUGACAUAGGUCGAUCCGGUUUUGACUGCAGGCGCCGUAUUCUCGGGAUAUCUUUGCGCCUCCUUUUCAUAUCUAUAUUUGACAGGCACAGACCCUACCUACAAUAAAAACGGGAACUUCACUUUCCCCGUUGUAACAGUAUCCUUCUGGAUUGGUCUGCAAAUUUUCAAUAUCUCUCUGGUCUCUGUAAAGGUGUGAUAUGAUGACCUCCAUUCCUCUCUCUCCUUCAAGUAUAAGCAACGGCUGUUCUCGGUUUUAAUGCUGGGAUUUUCAAAUAGUCUGGCGUAACCACAAUUUUUGUUUCGAUGGCAACCCAUCCAGACAUACUCAGGAGGAACCAUCGGCUAUUCUAUCUUGAAAUGGUGGGGGCCUACGCGAAGGUUUCAGAAGUGUCCAGCCUUCAG
Tuber aestivum (summer truffle) is the source of this 1744-nucleotide messenger RNA. The record is from the annotation of a GenBank genome assembly. NCBI's taxonomy places the organism in Eukaryota, Fungi, Ascomycota, Pezizomycetes, Pezizales, Tuberaceae.